UUGUCUGUCUAUAUAGAUGAUGUUGGCCGAUACCAAUAUUUCAUUUAAAGCCAAUGCAGUAUCUGCCAAUACUGGCAGUGCCGAGAUUAUCCCUAAUUAUUAUCAAGAUAUUGGAUUCUUACAUCUAUGGGAUUCGUUAAUUUAAUAUUUUAGCUCUUCAGUUAAUUUCGGCUCUUAAAUUAAUUUCUUUUAAUGUGGAAACUGAUCCUUGAGUUCAUUACCAUACGUUGAAAAACUUUUCAAAACUCCACUUCAUAAACGCUGGCCCGACUCGUGCACGUUGUUUAAUAAGUUCCAAACUUUCCGACAGCACGCGAAGGCAGCGUUACUAGCGUGCUAGCUUAGCAUGCUGCUAGCACCGAUAACUCGUCGUCCUUGUCCAAGAAACGACAAAGAACUUGGUCCGUGUUUACAUUUAUGAUGGUAUGAUGACCUCUGGUCUAACACAGACUGAGAGAACAUAGAGCUGAACAAAUGGAGGUCAGUGAGCAUGUUUUAUCGGCGGGCAGAGCCGUGCUGGACAUGGUGGAGCGGGAGUGGCAGCCUCUGUCUCCGGGCGAGCUGGAGCAGCGGCUGGACCAGGCGGUGGAGGAGCUCCUGGAGGCUGAGCUGUUAGCUAAACUUAAAGCUCAGCCUCCUCCGACUAUAUACGUGCAGUUACUGCAGAGUCAAGCUAAUGUGCAGCCUCAGGUCGUACAGACCACAACAUCCAGCAGUCCUCCGGAGGAAGAGACACCAGAGCCCCAAGAACCCCUGGGGACUGUGGACAGUGCUGCAGUCAAGUACAUCGCAGACCUGCUUCAAAACUCCAAGUCUAGGGCUCGAAUGGCGGGACGGGCUCGCUUGUCUCUGUCCCACACUGUCCUAUUGUCCCUCACUCUGCUCUCUGAGCGCGUCAGCUACCGCUCCGUGUCCCGCCGCUUCCACCUGGAGAAAGGAAACAUCCACAGGAUCUUCUUCUCUUUCUGUGAGCGUGUCAACACACUGGAGGAGAGGCUCAUCAGAUGGCCAGUCGGCACAGAGGCUUUAGAGGCCCUUUUCCCACUUUGCAGUCCAGAGAAGGAGCAGGAGCGGCAGCCAGGUGUCCCUCGGGUCCUGGGAGUGUUGGGACACACCCGCAUCCCUAUCCGUCUGCCUAUAGGGAAACACGAUGUGGAGAGCACAGUGCCUGAGGUUAAGAGGAUGAAGAAGGAGGCCCAUCCCGACUCCUGGCUAAACCUGCAGCUCAUAUGCGACCGCAAGGGCCGUUUCCUAGACUGCAGAAUCAGUAAAGGAUCAGACGUGGACAGAGGCGUUGCUCUGAGGGACAAACUUAAACAGCAUCUGGAGCUGUUGCCCUCUGACGCCUGCCUUGUUGCCAGAUCCGGCUACCCGCUCACUGCACAUAUUUUAAUUCCAUACUCAGAAAGUCACGGACCAAGAGAGGAGCUCUUCAACAAGACGUUGGAGGAGCAUUUUCAUAUUCUGGAUCAGGCUGUUGCCAACCUGAGAGCCAGAUUUCAAAGGCUUAGGUACCUCGAUAUUGGAAACUAUGAUCGCGCCAGAGCUGUCGUGCUGACUGCCUGUGUGUUGCACAAUGUGUUUUUGGACUUGGGACAAGUGGUUCAAGGACAUGUUGAGAAAGAGGAAGACAUAACCCAAGAGGGGGAGGUAGAUGAUGAGGGUUUACAGAGACGUGAUGCUAUCUCAGAUUUAUUGUUUAAAAACGUUAUCUCUGGUAGCACAUGACGUAAUAGUGACUUUUGGGAAACUUUCGUUCAUAGAUGCACAUGAACAGUG
Messenger RNA from Plectropomus leopardus (leopard coralgrouper), 1779 nucleotides. Its product is annotated as putative nuclease HARBI1. Lineage: Eukaryota; Metazoa; Chordata; Actinopteri; Perciformes; Serranidae. The record is from RefSeq and is a predicted model, not a curated record.